Messenger RNA from Nematolebias whitei (Rio pearlfish), 1720 nucleotides. It is a transcript of the gene ppp1r3ca, whose product is annotated as protein phosphatase 1, regulatory subunit 3Ca. Bases 14 to 991 code for a protein of 325 amino acids. The record is from RefSeq and is a predicted model, not a curated record. Gene Ontology annotation, molecular function: glycogen binding; protein phosphatase 1 binding. NCBI's taxonomy places the organism in Eukaryota, Metazoa, Chordata, Actinopteri, Cyprinodontiformes, Rivulidae. Gene Ontology annotation, cellular component: protein phosphatase type 1 complex. Gene Ontology annotation, biological process: regulation of glycogen biosynthetic process. The transcript has a single exon.
CAGCCCAUCAGCAAUGCCUGGCCCCAUAAUGACAGACGUGGCAAUGAGAUUCUACAUCAGCCACUCUCCACCUCCCCUCCGAAGCUUCAUCAGCUCCUAUGGGGACCUGCAGAGGGCCAAAAACAGGGUCAACCAAUCUAAGGCCCGCAGCCAGCGUCUCUACAAACCCCUGCGGCCCUGCCUCAGCAACCAGCACAAGUCAGUGGAUGAUGGCAACCAUGUUGCCUGGAGCAAAAAAAACACCAGCAAGAAGAGAGUGGUGUUUGCAGACACCAGGGGCUUGUCGCUCACUGCCAUCCAUGUUUUCUCCAAGUUUGAAGCUGAAUCGUAUCAGAACAAGCCAGCUGACAGGAUCUCAGAAGAGCUGCAGUUCGACAUGACCGACCUGGAGACAGCCACCAUGGACCUGAAGAUCAGCUCAGUGCGCAGCUUGGCGCUUGACUUUAAACAGCCCUCAGCUGACUACUUGGACUUCCGGAGCCGUCUAAUUCAGAACUCCAUCUGCUUAGAGAACUGCUCGCUUCAGGAGCGCUCGCUGACCGGCACUGUCAAGGUCCGUAACAUUGGGUUUGAGAAGUCCGUGCAGGUGCGUGUCACGUUUGAUUCGUGGGCCAGUUUUACUGACGUGGACUGCACCUUCAUGAACAACGUCUACGGUUGCCAAGACACAGACACCUUUGCAUUUGUUCUGGAGUUGCCCGUCUACAUCCCACCACAAAACCGAGUUGAGUUCUGCAUCUGCUUCAAUGUCCAGAGCCAGACCUACUGGGACAAUAACGAUGGCAAGAACUAUGCUCUCAAACAUGUCGGCUGGAGUGGAGAGAACAUGAUCACAACUGCUGAGCAGGAGAAGCCCAUUGAGUACAAAAAUGGGGGUGGGAAGUUACUGGAGCUGGGUUUUGAUCAGUUCGGCAGCCCGCGCAUGUCCAGUGGACUCUUCCCAGGAUGGCAGAGCUGGGGUCAGAUUGACAACACAGUGCCUUAUUGGUGAGGACAUCAGGUCAGGAUGUUUGCUGAACUGGCACUAAUGGAGGACAAAUGUAUGUUUGAGCUCACCUAGAAACUGGGACUGAAGCAAACAGUUUCUGCAAACAAGCCAGACAGAAAUGGAAAUGUAAAGAGCCAAACUGAUCUGAUUUUACCUCUAACCUAGUCAUUUGGACUGAUGAAUAGUUAAACAGCAGCUGGAACAGGAGGAUGAAUGUCUGCGGGAGUGAAAAACUGUCCUGUUUAAUGUGUAACGUACUGAUGUGCCUUCUCAUUGUGCCUUCCCACUCAAACACUGAUUAUAGAGCAUGAUCCUGAACCCCUUUUUGGGGACCAGAUGCGUUAGUUUAGUGUGCACUGAUUGAGAUGUCCCAUAAUGUGGCAUCUGUAAACCAAGCUUAUUAAAUCUUUCAUAUUGAAGGGAAAGUUUGAGGAAUGCAUGGCAACAGAACACUUAGAAAACGUAUGCACACCUAAAAUAAAUGUUAAUGCACAGGAUUUCAUAUGGCCUCAGUAUGUAAGCCAUGCAGUCAUUUUCUUUCCCUCCAUAUAAAUUGCACAUAUUUGUUUGGUAAGGAGUGAUGUCAUUCUGAGGUGAAAUUUUAAAAGGAACCUAGCUGCUAAACAUCAGAGCUGUCACAAGAAGGUAAUUGCAUGUUUGGUUUGCUGGAAUAGGAAAGGUAUUUGGAAAUAUGUGAUGUUAUAGUACGUGCAGAAAAGAAAGUAUGAAAAG